AUGCGUUUUCUCGCUAUCAUCGCCGCCGUCAGCGCUGCUGCCGGCUCUGCUCUGGCUGCUUCCAGUGGAGACUGCGCCAGCGGCACUUCACCUCACUGCUGCAAGUCGGUCGACAACGGGACUGAGACGCACAGCUCUGGAUUGUUGGGACUCCUUGACCUGGGCGAAAUCACUGACUUGAUCGGACAGGGCUGCGCCCCGCUUCUCGACCUGGCCAGCUGCGCCUUGGUUCCUGCCUGUUGCAGUGAAAACACGCAGGGGUUGCCCUCUUCCACCAUGUCCGCCCCAAUCCUCGCCUCCCACCCAACUCUCCAAGUGACUCCCGAACCUCUAACGCCAGAAUCCUUCUCCCCCUUCGGCACAGCUAUUUCCUGUCCGAUUCCUCGAGAUGUCGCCUCGAUCCCCCCUCUGCAUACUCUUUCAACGCAAAAUCCAGCUCCCGUCGUGGCGAACCAAUCCACUGCCUUGAAGUACAGCCCCGUCUCCCCGCUCCUCGACCAUUAUGCCGGCUCAUGUGCGAGCGGGAAACCCUCCGAGGCGCGUAUGAGCAUGUUUGUCUGCUUUCCUCGUAAGCUGCGUGCCGUGAAGUCGUCACAGAACGCCAACCAUGCAGCCGAGAUCUUCGACGUGCGGAUCCUCGAACGUCACCCCUUCACCACCCAGACCUUCAUACCCCUCGACCUAUCUAGUCAAUCCUACGCAGGAUGGAGUGAGGAACCUUUAUUUCUAGUGAUCGUGGCGCCAACGCGCAAGGGAGAGACCGCAACAGCUACCGACGCAGAGGGCAGAUCGGUUACAAUCCGCGAUCCGCCGGAUCUGCAGAAUCUAAGGGCGUUUAUUGCCAGGGGUGGCCAGGCGGUGACCUACGGGGCGGGGACGUGGCAUGCACCCAUGGUGGUUCUUGGGAAGAGACGGGUCGAGUUUGUGGUGGUGCAGUUCCUGAACGGGGUGGACGACGAGGACUGCCAGUUGGCGGCGUUUGGGGAGGGGAUUACCGUCACUCUGGGGAGGAGGGCAGAGAACUCGGCCAAGCUAUAG
This is a messenger RNA of Penicilliopsis zonata CBS 506.65, 1038 nucleotides long. RefSeq lists its product as hypothetical. The coding region runs from base 1 to 1038 and encodes 345 amino acids. The transcript has 3 exons. NCBI's taxonomy places the organism in Eukaryota, Fungi, Ascomycota, Eurotiomycetes, Eurotiales, Aspergillaceae. Gene Ontology annotation, biological process: allantoin catabolic process. The record is from RefSeq and is a predicted model, not a curated record. Gene Ontology annotation, molecular function: ureidoglycolate lyase activity; ureidoglycolate hydrolase activity; structural constituent of cell wall. Gene Ontology annotation, cellular component: fungal-type cell wall.